Molecule: messenger RNA, 7181 nt
Organism: Diorhabda carinulata
Lineage: Eukaryota; Metazoa; Arthropoda; Insecta; Coleoptera; Chrysomelidae
Gene: row
Exons: 15
Coding region: 106-5868 (1920 amino acids)
Biological process (GO): regulation of transcription by RNA polymerase II
Cellular component (GO): nucleus
Molecular function (GO): sequence-specific DNA binding; DNA-binding transcription factor activity, RNA polymerase II-specific
Source: RefSeq, a predicted model, not a curated record
AGUUUUCACUUUUGUGUCGUGGUAACCGAAGUAUCUUACUAACAUAACCUUGUAGUUGCCAGUUAGCAUGUUAUUUUCCGUAUAUUUACAACAAACAGUGUUAAAAUGAAAAAAUUAACCUGUGUAGUGCCGGGUUGUGAUUCGGGAGACUCCCCUACGGAUAACAUACAGUUUCAUCAGAUACCUAAAGAAUCCGAUGUACGAAAAAAGUGGUUAAAAGCUAUAAACCGAACUGAAGCAGAAAUUAAUAAAAAGUCUCGAGUGUGUUCUAAACAUUUCAAGAGUCAAGAUUAUGCUAUUACUAAAAUAAAUUACACAAUGGGGGGAAAAGCCGCUCCAUCGGGAUCAAAGAACACCUGCGAAUUCAAGGCGCUAAAAUCUGAGGUGGUGCCAAAUCUGCAGCUACCACAAAAAUCUACGUUCAAAAUAAAAAUCAGCAAAAAGGAUAAUGCCAAACAAAUCAAAGUGGAAGAGGUGAAAGUCAAGGAGGAAAAAAUUGAAAAACCAGAGAAACCCGAAAAGAUAAAGAUGCCGAAGAGACCAGCUCCUCCUGAUAGCCCUCCUCCGCGAUCCAGGACACAAUCUAGGAGGGCAGCCAGUAAAGAAGCUCUGAAACAAAUGCAGCUGUUGUUGGAUGAUGAAAAUGAUACUGUGGAAAUUCCUGAUGAUGUAAUACCAAUAGACACAUCUCCGCACGUCCCACCACCUCCGAAGAAAAAGUACAAAUUGAGUCAUAGAAAAUCAUCAGACGGCAAUACCAUCAAACCAGCCGUUGACAGAGAAGCAGUAGUUUUGAAAACAAUUACGAAUCGAGACGCAGAGAAUACACUCGAAUUGGAUUGCUGGAUUGAACCACUCGAAGAGAUUCAAAUCAACCGCAGUAAAAAACUCCAAGAAGAAGAAAAAGAAAUCCAAGCGAAAUUAGAUUCUCUCAUAUCACAAUGUGACGCCAAAGUUAUCCACAAAGGGGAACUGAGUACCAUCGUAGAAGUAGCUGAACAAGUCCAAAGUGCUAUACAAGGCGCCCAAGCUCCUCCAACUAGCUUAAUAAUAAAUAAUAAUCUAGGAGGACAACAAAGUUAUCAACUUGUAAUGGAUCCAAGGAUGGGUCUAGUUGUUGGAGCCGUAAAUCCGACUACAACAUCACAACUACCACCUGCUCCGAAAGUAUAUCAAGGAAAAGUACAGGUGGCGCAGAAUCUUCAACAAACCCCAACGACUUCUUCGACUCUAACUACACCUCGAGUUGCAACUAGAGCUCGCGGUAGAGGAUCCAUGAAUAAAAUAACACCUCCACCACCGGUGGUUACUCCAACAAGAAAAGCUGCCGGUAACCAGAACGUUUCCGUAACUCUGCAAACGCGACAAGCAAAUCAAACCAGAACACAAGCUACAACUCCGACUAGAGCUCAAACUCAGGUACAAACUACAACGCCUACGAGACUGCAGACUCAAGCGACGCCUCAAACGCGAUCGCAAGCCGCGACGCCUCAAACUAGAACAAAAGUACCUACGGUAAUUAAGAAGCAAAUCACAGUUGUGCAAACAAAUACCCCCAAUACUCGAGGAAGAGGGCCUAGUCCUAAUACGUUCACGACCCAAGUUCGACCAUCGGAAUCGAACGUCGAAGGCGGUCUGACGACCGGUUCUGCACAAGGUAGCAAGAAAGUAGUCGUCGAUCUAACUUCCGACGAUGGUAAAUCCGCACCGGACAGUAGAGAAAUUUCUUUCAAUAAACUACAAGGCAAAACGUAUCCGUCUUUGGUCGUUGUAGCCAGACCACACUUGAGGGUACAAGAUUUAUCCUUGGACAGACCGAAAUUGGACGCCAAAGUCAAAUCGGUGCUUAUGCACGCCCCUACCAAAUUCACCGAAUGGUUGAUUCAGCAAGGUUUGAUCAGAUCGGAACAGAAAUGUUCAGUGCACACCAAUACCCAAUUAAAAUUAGGAAUGUACAGCGACGUUACGAAAUUUCCAUAUUCCGGUGGUUACGUUUGGAUAUCGGAAUGUUGUCCUCAAAAAUUCGUUUCAGUGUUCAGCGGAUCGCUUUUCGAAGGCUCUCCCCAUCCUCCGAUGGUUAUUUUGAAACUAUUAUACCAUUGGGCUUGUCAAACUAACAUUCAAAAUGUUACGCAAUGGGUGAAAGUAGAUAAUUUAUACGUUAAAGGUAUGUUUACGUGGCUACGGUCUACUUGUACGGUUGCUCUACAAACUCAUAUCAGACAAAUAGGCGGUCCGGGCGUUAAAGUAGAAGUGGGCGUUAUAUCUUUGGGAACCACUUCCCAAGACGGUAACCAAAGACAAGUCAAAGUUGAAGUUUUAGGGGUUCUGGAAUCCGAAUCGAAACUGAUCCGACUCAGAGCCGUAGAACCACAAAUAGAAGGCGAUAGAAACUAUAAGAAGAGAUUCUCGAAGAUAUUGGAACCUCUGAUUCAAUGGGUACAUCCUCAGAGUAUUUUAGUAGCCGAUUUGACGGUUGACAAACAAACUUUGAUCAGUAUGGGUUUUUCUAACGUAGUACACUAUUCAUCUACCCAAUAUGGAAAUAAUAAACAGAUUAUGGAUUAUUUACGAAGGAUAGUACCAAGGAUGUUCCAAAAUACUUUGUCGUUAUUAUCCAGACAGAUAAUUCAACAGUUUCUCGAUGAAUUGGUGUGGAGGGAAUGGUUCGGAACGUCGUCUCUCCAAGCAUUCGAUAAUAUAGUAUCUCAUUUAGCGGAACAAACCAAAUACGAAAGCGGUUCAUCGUUAAUAGUCCGUUUAAAUAAGGUAGCACAAAAUCCGUUCAAAAGUUGGAACAUGAAUCUCUGUAAUCCGUCUAAAACAGUUGAAAACGCCAAAAAGUCUAGAAACGCCCGAAAACCGGAUCCGCCAAAGUCAACUCAACAAGCUCCUAUGGAAGUGAACCGACCGCCGAAAAGUACCUCACCUGACGUACCAGAACAAAUGGUACCUUUAGAAAACUAUUAUUACGGUACAAUCGAUACCUAUUCCAAAACCCCAAAGAUAACCUUAAAUAUGAAAUGCCCUUUCUGCAAAUCGGUAUUCGAUAACAACAUACAACUCAUGAGUCAUUUAUUCAAACACGCCCAUAACGUCUCCAUGGACGCCCAACUGUGCAGAUACUGUCUAACCAGCGUCGCGACGGCGAACGAUCUAUUAAAGCACAUAGCUACAUCACAUCCCGCCGAAACCAAAUUCGACAACGGUUUCUGUUGUCUCAUAUGCGAGACUCAAUAUAUGAAUCCGUUCGUAUUGGGAAAACAUAUGUCGAAAGAACAUUGUCCCAGCGAAUUACCGUAUCAGUGCGGCACUUGCGGUUAUAGGUGUUCGAAUCACAAACAGGCCAUCGAUCAUUUUUACAGGACUCACGAUAACGGUCCUACCAUACAAUGUCCCUUCUGUCUAAAAUCCACUACCGUAUUCACUUCCAGCAGAAAUAUCGUACAGAAUAUGAACUAUUUCAUUCAGCACUUACAGAAACACCAACGCAAACAGUUCGCACGACGUUGCGGCAAAUGUAACUUAUGGUUCGUCCAAAAAGACGUCAUCAAAGAACACCAGAAUAAGAUGCACAUUUCCCAAAGGGGUAAAACGGGCUUAGUACCUUGGAACGCCCCUCGGAACGGCGUUAUGGUACCCAAAUCCAAAAUGGAUAAAUACCCCGUAGACGCCGAGGUUAUCAAUUUCGCAGCUUUAACUUUCGAUCUAGGCAAAGGACUUUUGUGCAAGGAAUGCAACACCCCCAUGGAUACGCCCAAACACUUUCCGUCGUUUGAGAGCUGUCAAAAUCCCAACUGUCAGUAUUCUACUUGUUGUACCAACGCAAUGCAAGAACACAACGCGAAAUGUAGCAAAACGAACAAUCCGAUUGCAGAAGAAAUUCUUCCUUUUGAAAUGUUUUGCAUAUGCGGUUUUAGUAGUUUGGACGGUAAUCAAAUGGCGAGACAUCUCGCGAUCUGCGAAAGGAAAUCAUCAUAUCCGUCUAAAAGUGAAGCGCAAUCGGCGAUUGUAACGCACAGUAUGUUGGACGUGCUCGGUUUGGUAAGGAAACCGGAGGAAUCGCCAAAACCGGAAUCGUCGAAAUCUGAAUACUCGAAACCCAGACCGAGAACAGAAAAGAAAAAGAAACAGAUGCAAGAAUUGAACGCCCUUGACGACGCCUCUAAUAUACCGGAAGCGAAUAAAGAUAACGAUAUUGUCAUGAUGGAAGAAAUCGAAGAUAACGAUUUGGAUAAAAAUAGGAACGACGAAGUCGACGCCAUCGCCUUCGACGAAAGUGAAAAUAAACAAGAAGAAGAAGAAGAAGAAACACAACAUCUAGAAGAUAAGGAAAAUCCCAUUAAGACUAUAGAUUGCUUGGAAAUCGAAGAAAAUCAAGACGUCGAAAUGCCUCUAGAUCAAGACAAAGAUGUCGAAGUACAGGAAAAUGACAACGAAAGUAUCAAGAAUUCCGAAGAAACAAACGACAUUGAAACAACAACAGAAGAACCUAUUGAAACUAUUGCAGACGAUACCGAUGAAAAAUCUGAUAACAAAAUUGACGAUAUCGAUGAAAACGUAGAAGAAAAUACUCAAAAUGAAGAAAAAACUGACAAUUCCAACGAAAACGUCAAAGAAAACCAAGAGGAAAAUAUCAAAGAUACCCAAGAGAAAAACGUCGAAGAAAAUCAAGAGGAAAAUGUCGAAGAAGAAAACCAAGAGGAAAAUAUACAAACCGAAGAAAAUAUAGAUAAAAUAGAAGAUAACGAAAUCGAUAAGGAACAAAUUGAGGAUUCUAAUGAAAAAUUAGAAGAGGAAGAAGAAGAAGAUAAAAUCGAUAAAGAUGAAAAUGAUUCCCAAACCGCCAUAGAAGAUGCUUCAGAUAGUCUUCAAAAUAAAUAUAAAGAAGAUGAAACAAAAGAUAAACAAGAUACCGAAGAUAAUGAAGAUUCUGAAUGUAAAGAAGACAAUAAAAAUGAAGAAGAUGAAGAAGAAGAAGAAAUCGACGAUAGAACAGAAGAAAUAAAUAAAGAAACUGAACGUAGGAAAGAUGAAGAGAACCGAGAAACUGAACAAAGAGAAGAUGAAGAAAUCAAAGAAACUGAACAACGAGAUAUUGAAGAAACUGAACAAGGAGAAACGGAAGAAACUGAACCAGAAGAAACGGAAGACACUGAACGAGGAGAAAUGGAAGAUAUUGAACAAGGGGAAGUGGAAGAAAUAGAAGAAAGUGAACAAGAAGUGGAAGAUAACAAAGAAACUGAACAAGGAGAGGUAGAAGAAAUCAAAGAAACUGUACAAGAAGUGGAAGAAAAUAGAGAAACUGAACAAGUAAUCAAAGAAACCGAAGCAACAGACAAUGAAAACGAAGAAUUUGUAAAUAAAGAAAAUAUUGGCCAUAAAGAAGAUGAAGAUAACGAAGAAAUUGGACGCGAGGAAAGUCCGGAGAUCUUGGACGAGCACGAAAAUCUUGAAGAUAACCUAGAAACGAGAGAAGGUGACGAAUGUGAGACUAGUCAACGCGAAGAAUACGAAGACAGUCAACAAAUUAGAGAAAAAGACGAAGUGUACGAUGAAGAAGAUGAGGAAAAAAUCGAAGAUCCGCACGAAAAACUUCUAGAUGAUAUUUCGUUAGAUAAACCGGUAGAUUUUCCAAAUGACGAAACGUUGUCGGAUCUUCAGAAUCACGUAUUGGAAAAAACUCCCGACAAAGCACCAACGAUCACUUCCGAUGAUAUACAGAGUCUUUUAUCGGACGUUGUCGGCGAAAGCGAAGCUAUGGAUACGGAAAGUGGCAAUAAACAACAAUUAGAUGAUGUAGCGGAAGAAAUGAUGGAUAUAACGGAAGAUAGUGGGGACAUACCGACACCGAUGGAUACGGACUAGUUGAAUUUUGAGAGAGAAAAAAAAACAAUCGGAUGUUUUGGUGUGUAGAUCCGGAGGGAAACUCGACGACUCAGAAAACUUGUGUUUGAUUAAGGCGGUUAUUAGUUCCUAGAUGAAUAUGAAUCGAUACUCAGAAAUUUGAUUUUGUUUUUCCAAAUAAAUCGUUUUUUAAAUUGAUACCUACUCAGAAAUAGUGUGUAUAUUCAGAACGAGCCACAUUUCUGAGCAAUAUUUGUUACGGGAAAAGUAAUUUUUUUAAACUUACAUUUUUUGAACUAAAUUUGAGUAUUAAACGAAAAUGAAUGUUUCUGAUAUCGUUCGAGUUAUAAAAUCUACCGGCUUCUCCAUAUGAAGCAUCUAAUAAAGUUCGUUUCCGAGUAACAUUGGGAGGCAAUUAUCUAGGUUUCUAAAACCUUGUACCGAAUCCCUUUUUAAGGAUUCUUAUGGGUAGACUGAUGUUUAAAGAAAGCGUUUGAUUGCCACUAGUAUAGAUCGGGAAUCCGGCAACAACAUAACCUUAAAUUAACGCUUUUCUGCAUCCCCCCCCCCCGGUAUUUUCUAUUUUAUUUUUCCCUAAUUUCUUGUAAUCAAUCAUAUUCUGACUAAAUAACCUUUUUACUAUCCCUACACCAAUGGUACCAACGUAGAUCCCCGUCGAGUCGCCCUUGGAUCCUUGGUGGUCCGCUUGGACCUCUUUGGGAAUCCCGAACCCUAUUAUAAUAAUUACGAUUAGAUUGUUUGGUCCUUGGAGCAGGAUAUUAUAUUUGAAAGGCUCCAACUACUAGAUAAUAUAAUUUUGAGUUUAUUUUUAUUAUCGAAAUGAGGCUACUAAACAUGGCAGGAAUCAGGACACCAAGACAGGAUACUUUUAUUGCUUUUUGAAAAUCUCAUUUCCCAGGAAAAUGUCAAUGGAAACCCAAGGAGUUCUCCACGAGUCGUAAGUACUUUUCCGGUACUCCAAAAGGCAGGAAUAAAAAAAAUUCGCGGACGAUUUCGUUCUAAUUCCUUCUGGUCUAAGAGUGUUGACUAGUUUUUAUUAUGUCGUCAUUAAAUUGAGUUUUUUCACCAACUCAAAUUUAAGAAUUACAUAAUCUUAGCUAGUAUUGAAUCUCUUGACGUCUUUGUUAAAUUGUGGGGUUGCCAGUUCCCGAUCUCUUUGUAAGUAACCGUUUUUCCUUGUAUAUAUUAGCUUAUAAGAUUUCUUCUUUUUUUGUAUAAAAAGUGCUGUUCUAUAGAUGUAAUCGUCCGCAAAGACUCGAAGAGGUUAGAUUAAAUAGAGUUUAUUGGAUAUUUAAAUAAAUAAAAAAAACUAA